AGUCAAGUCAGUUAGCUAGGAAGCGAUGCGCCCAGAGCUAGCUAGCGGGCUAGCUAGUUCAUGACAACUACCGUUAAAACGCUGCUCAGGUUGACAGAUACUGCACGGGUAAUAUUUGUUCUGCUUCGUUUUUCUGUGUAAAUAAGUGGAACCAGUGCUGCCUGGGUUCAACAUAUUGGUGCCGUAAAUUAGAUAAGCUAAAGUCAGCUAGCCAGCUGCAGAUUCCUUUGAAAAAUGGCUACUGUUUCAAUACCCGCAAAUACUAGUGCACUUUUACUGGACAUCGAAGGUACAACCACUCCAAUCACAUUUGUCAAGGACAUCCUAUUCCCAUACAUCAAGGAGCAUCUGGAGGAUUACCUGUCCACUCACUGGGAGGAAGAUGAGUGCAAACAAGAUGUUCAUCUUCUAAAGAAACAGAUUGAAGAAGACAUGAGGCAGAAUCGGGCAUGCCCUGUACACGCCCUGGACCAGACGGUUCACACAGAUGAGGAGAAGGCCAUUAGGGAAGUAGUGGAUAAUGUGCUGUGGCAGAUGGCGGCAGACAGGAAGUCGACAGCGCUCAAACAGUUCCAAGGUCACAUGUGGAGGACGGCAUAUGCAUCUGGGAGAAUCAAAGGCCAGGUAUACCAGGAUGUAAUUCCCUCGAUCAGAAGAUGGCGAGCACAGGGUCUAAAAGUAUACAUUUACUCUUCUGGUAGCGUGGAGGCACAGAAACUUUUGUUUGGAUACUCUGUUGAAGGAGAUGUUUUAGAUCUAUUUGACGGCCACUUCGACACCAAUAUAGGUGCUAAGGUAGAAAGUAAAAGCUAUGAAAAUAUAGCAGAGAGGAUUGGCUGUCGAGCAGAAGAAAUCACAUUCUUGACAGACGUUACUCGAGAGGCUAAAGCAGCUGAAGAUGCAGGGGUGAACGUGGUGGUGGUUGUGAGGCCUGGAAACCUGGAGUUGACAGAUGAGGAGAGAGCCCACUAUAACCUCAUUACAUCAUUUAACCAACUGGAAGUAAUGGGACAUGCUUAAUGCAGAGUGUGGAGGGAAAAUCUCACUGACGACAUUUCAUAAUGACUUGUUCCGUCUCCUCUUUUCUCCCUUAACUAUAUUUGCAACAUUUUUUAUUUUUUUUCGUUCCAUGGUGAUGGUUUGAGAUGUGUAGGAGAUACCACUGGGACUACAAUUAAGCCACCAGUAAGGCUGAUUAAAAUCCAGAACAAGAAAUGCUUUGGAUCCCUGGUAAAUGUACGGACAUAAAUCUGUGGAGGGGAAACAUCACUUUCUCAUGGGGUCAUCUCAUUGACUCGAAGGAGAGGAGAAAAGUUGUAGAUAAACAGGUCUGGGUCGAGGUGUAAUAAGUACCAACCCUGAAUGAAACUGUACUUGUAGGGUUAUUUACCUUUUUACCUUUUAGAUGGACAGUAGAUGGUCGCCACUUUGGAAUUACAUCAAUAUCAAGUAAACUUUCCAAUUCUGUGUAUUAUGUGUCAGUUGUAUCUGUCCGUGUUUUGUAAUGAUCCAUUCAUGUACUGUUUCCUCCUGCUACACAUACACAAGUGGUGCAGAUGUGUGGAGUUUUAUUCAGUGCUCAUACCGUUGGAAACACAAUGUUGUAGAAGUAGAGCUGCAGUAGAGGUGCACAGGAAGUUUUCAUCUGGCACUUUGUUCAGAUGUCUUAAAUACAGGUGAAUUAUUUCAGUUUACAUGUGCCAUUGUCAUUGUUUAUCUGUAACUGUAUCAUAGAAGGUGAACUAAAAUUGCCAAAUUGUUAAUUUAUAUGUGAAACAUAAUGCAGGAAACUGUAAUCUAAAAAAAUAACCUCCAAUAAAUGCCUUGUAUCACA
Sphaeramia orbicularis (orbiculate cardinalfish) is the source of this 1834-nucleotide messenger RNA. It is a transcript of the gene enoph1, whose product is annotated as enolase-phosphatase 1. The coding region runs from base 235 to 1020 and encodes 261 amino acids. The transcript is spliced from 6 exons. NCBI's taxonomy places the organism in Eukaryota, Metazoa, Chordata, Actinopteri, Kurtiformes, Apogonidae. Gene Ontology annotation, molecular function: magnesium ion binding; acireductone synthase activity. The record is from RefSeq and is a predicted model, not a curated record.